Molecule: messenger RNA, 876 nt
Organism: Plasmodium vinckei vinckei
Lineage: Eukaryota; Apicomplexa; Aconoidasida; Haemosporida; Plasmodiidae
Product: WD repeat-containing protein WRAP73, putative
Exons: 5
Coding region: 1-876 (291 amino acids)
Biological process (GO): mitotic sister chromatid segregation; microtubule anchoring at mitotic spindle pole body; protein localization to mitotic spindle pole body
Cellular component (GO): microtubule organizing center; MWP complex; mitotic spindle
Molecular function (GO): protein binding
Source: RefSeq, a predicted model, not a curated record
AUGAUGAAAUUAGUUAAAGUUGAAUAUUGCAAUUGGUGUUUGUUUUCAAAAAAUGGGCUUUUCUUAUUAUAUGUUGUUGAUAAUAAAAUAUUUUUAAUGGAAAUUGAAAAUUUGAAUAUAAGCAAAAUUUAUGUAACUAGUUACAAAAUCGAUUAUAUAGAGCUCUCAAGUGAUAAUGUUCAUUUUUUAGUUUUAAUGAAAAAUAAAGGAUGUGUUCUUGUCUACUCAUUUUAUGAUGAUGAUAUUAUUUAUAAAAUUGAAGAUCAUUUCCAAAAGUACACACAUUCUUUUUUUAUUAACAAAUAUAGCUAUUUAUGUGUUUUAAAAUAUGAACAAAAAUAUAUAAGCAUAUAUGAUACACAUGAGGAAGAAAUGUGCUUACUAAAUAUUAAAGAUGCAAAAUUGAAAAAAAAAAGAUAUUGUUUAAAUGACGAUGAAACUAUAUUUGCAUGUAUAACUGAAAAUAAUAAGAAGAAUAAAAUUUGUUUGAUAUCACUUCCCAAUUGUACAUUUAUAAACACUAUACAGUGUAUCAAUUACGAGCCUAAUUGUGUUUUUUUUACAAAAAUGAAUAAUAUUAUAACUCAUAGUAAAAAAUAUAAAUUAGUCCAUAUGUAUAAAAUAGAUGGGGAGUUAUUAUAUGUCUAUAGCUAUUUAUCCCAAUUACCAUGUGUAAAUGUGUUAUUAGAAAAUAGGCAUAGAAAUGUUCUGUUACUUGGGAUGGAAAAUGAUGAAGUCAAAGCCUUAAGUCUCGAAAAUUUAAAAGAAAUAAAAAUUUUAUUAUUAGAGGAAACAAUUACCAUGGAUGAAAAGCUGAAAAUAUAUAAAGAAAAUAUCUCUAAAAAAAAUAUGCCAAAUUUUGUAUUAUCAAGGUGA